AUGAGCCCGGAGACCUGGCCGCACUCCGCGGCUCGCACGGGGCUGCGUUCAGGCCAGGGACCGUGGGUUCGCCCCGGGUCCCCAAGCCGGGCCCGAGCGUGCGCGCGCGCGCCCCGCUGCCCGCAAUCAUGGCAGCCGGCGCCUCGGAGCGCAGCCGCCGAGCGCGCUCCGGCAGCCGCCUCGGUGCCAGGGCGGCGGGGGCGGGCCGCGGCCGGGGCGUGCGGGCCGCCGGGCGCGAAGCAGAAGGCUGAUGAGUCCCCGCGGCACGGUGCCCCCUACCCCGCGGCGGCAGGCGGCCCGGACCGCGCGGGCGGGGAGCCCCCGGGGCGGCGUGCCCACGGGGGCGCGCACGCGGGGCUGCGGGCCCAGGCGCGGGGCCCGGGCGGCGAAUCCGCUGCUCGCGCCGCCCGCCCCGCCCGCGCGCGCCGGCCCCGGGAGGAGGGUGCGCGGCGGAGGCGGGCACGGCCGGGGGCCCCGGGCGGCCUUGUUGGUAUUCCGGGCACAGCCGAAGCCCUGACCUCCCCGCGGAACAGGGGCGCCCGGGAGCGCGUCACGGCCGCUGCCCCCGGGCGGUCUCCUCGGGCUGCGGGGCCGUGCCAACUCCGAGACAAAAGACAUAAAAUAGGCGGCAACGGGGGAAGCGCGGCCGGCGCGCUCGGGCGGGGACGGAGGCGCCGCGGGGGCCGCAUCCUCGGUGCCGACCCGGGAAAGUUUGGGAAGUCGCCGCGGCGGCUUCGCAGCGGCGGGGGACACACGGGCCGGGCCGCCCUCCGCCCCGCGCUCGCCCUCUCCGCGCCGCUGCUGAAUAAUUCAUGGCGCGGCCGCCGGCCAUUAGCAUGCACCGGGCGCGCGGCGCGUCUGUGCCCAGCCGCCGCCGCCGCAUUCGGCGCCCCGGCCGCACUAGACGAGCGGCCGCGCGGAGGCCGGGCCCGCGUUGUCCCCGCGCUCGCCCGCCGGUCCGCCGGCCCGGCGGCUUUCAUUGUGCCCCGGGCCCGCGCCGCCCGGCCGUCCGGUGACCGUCCGCACCCCGCAGCGCGCCCGACGGCCCGGCGCUGGAAGUUCGGGCCCGCGGAGCCCGGCCGCCAGCCCCGGGAUGCACGUGAACUUGGAGAAAGUCGCGGGGCGCGCCGGCGCGGACCUCCGCUGCAGGGCGUGGGCGUCCCCGGCCCCGCGCGCUUUCGUUUUCGUCCGGGACAAAGGUCCCUCGCGGCGCAGGUCGCGGACGUGGAGAUCGUGUCCUGCGGGCCAUUCUGCGGGGAGGUCCGGUCGUUCAACACAGGGAAGCCGGAGCCAGGAGAAGUGGAGCAGCGCGGUCCGAGGCGCGGCGCGGGACCAGGGGAGUGGGGCCUGGCCGUGCGCUUCGCCCGCGCCGUCCCGGAGCUGUCGCGCCCCUGCCACGAGUUGUGGGACAUGGCACCGCUUUGCUCUCUGCCCUUUCGCUGCGUGAAGGAGAGAAUCACUUGGAACCCACGACUCAGACCGAUGGCCGAGGGCCUGUGCAGCCGUGGGCACGAUAGCGCAGCGCCGGCUGCGUCCGGGCGCGUCCCUCCGGCAAGGGCAGAGCGCCCCUGUCUCGAUUGGGUUCACUCUCGAUUCUUGAGGCCGAACAUGGCUGGUCCCAGAGCACCCCCGAGAAAGUGCACACCUGUCGUGGCCUUCAAAAGACGCUCCAGGACCACACGGCCAGGUGGACGGUGUUUGCCCUGCGUCUGGGUGGUGAGGCAGCCCAGGAGGUAUCACCCCUUCGUCCCGGCACCCUGGUCCCUGGCUGACAUCUGGAACGUGGACGACCGUGCCACCCUCAGGUCAAGAAGUGGCACUGAGAUGGGAGCGUCUAUCCGAGGCCAGCCUUACUCAACGGUGAGCCGAGCGUUAGGGCGGGGCCGUCCCCGCCCGCGGGGACACCUCACGGCUGUCCCACUCUUCCCAGCCCAGCCAGAACCCACAGGAGGCCUCGCCCUGGGCCCUCGUGCAGGAGACAGGCCCACCCCUGGCCUCGGUGUGGGUGCACGGCCACUCCUGCUGAAUGCCCAGAGAACUGUCACAGGACACAGGACAGCACAGGGUGUCUGCAUGGAAGAGGAACGCAGGCCCCGCCUCCCUGUGCGCCGCGAGGGCCCGUCGCCCCCUUUUCUCCAGUCCUCCGCUGCGAUCCUAAUUCACAGGCCGCUGAUAUCGACCUGAGACGCACACGGGAGAUGCCUCUGGGAGCCAUGAUGUCCCUCCAGGCGCCGAGACUGACGGCCCUUUGGGGUGAGGUAGUAGGUUGUAUAGUUUGGGGCUCUGCCCUGCUAUGGGAUAACUAUACAAUCUACUGUCUUUCCUGAAGUGGCUGUAAUAUCGACAGUGGACAGCAUCCAGGACCCUGG
Molecule: messenger RNA, 2369 nt
Organism: Globicephala melas (long-finned pilot whale)
Lineage: Eukaryota; Metazoa; Chordata; Mammalia; Artiodactyla; Delphinidae
Source: RefSeq, a predicted model, not a curated record